Molecule: messenger RNA, 3318 nt
Organism: Drosophila rhopaloa
Lineage: Eukaryota; Metazoa; Arthropoda; Insecta; Diptera; Drosophilidae
Product: endoplasmic reticulum metallopeptidase 1-like
Exons: 11
Coding region: 363-2963 (866 amino acids)
Biological process (GO): proteolysis
Molecular function (GO): metalloexopeptidase activity
Source: RefSeq, a predicted model, not a curated record
AAACACGCACGGCAGUCUGCUCUGUUACUAUGUAUAUAUAUUUUUUAUAUAUAUGCAAACAAUUUAAGUGUACAAAAGAAUAAUUUAUAACAAAUAUAUUCAAUAACCUCUGUUUAGAUUAAUCGUAUACCGGCAUUUGAUUAUAUUAAGUGGUCAUAAAUAUACAAUUUAUGUAAGAGUAUGCACUUCGAUCUAGUAUACAUAUGUAUGUACGUACGAGAAUAAAGUCUGAAAAAGGGAAAUCCCCGUAUAAUGCUCAGUGAAAUCUGGCAAAUCGAUUGUGCUAAAAAUCCAGUGGUCGGCCGGACUAGCAUCAGUCAACAUUGAAUACUUUGGGUAUACCGAAAUAAAUAAAUUUGAAUAUGGAUAUAUCAAGUGUACUGGACAAAACCCAGUUUCUCCGAAAAAAAGGGGGCAGAAGUUUACGAAAUGCGAGAGGACCCUGUUUUUUGGCCAGUGGCUUUAUUCUGUUCUGGCUGCUCCUUUUUUUAGCUGUCGUAGUGCCACUGUUUCAUCGCGUUCCCGAUCCCAAGUCAGUCGAGGAUGCCUCCAAGGGUGUCUUUAUUGCCCAACGGGCUAUGGACAAUUUAUAUAAUCUUGUCAAAAUCGGACCAAAGGUGGUUGGCAGCGAGAACAACGAGAUCAAGGCUGUUCAAUUCCUACUAAAUGAACUGGCUCUGAUCGAGAAGAAUGUCCUGGACGAGUACUUUGACAUUGAAGUCGAUCUCCAGGAGGUCUCGGGAUCGUACAUUCAUUGGACCAUGGUGAAUAAGUACCAGGGAGUGCAGAAUAUAGUCAUAAAGCUCAGUCCCAAGAACUGCACUAGCGAAACUUACCUGCUGGUCAACAGCCACUUCGAUUCCAAGCCAACGAGUCCUUCCGCCGGCGAUGCAGGUCAAAUGGUGGCCAUUAUCCUGGAGGUUCUGCGUGUGAUGUCCACCACCAGGCAAACGUUCACCCACCCAAUAAUAUUUCUGCUAAACGGGGCCGAGGAGAAUCCUCUGCAGGCUUCACAUGGUUUUAUUACCCAACACAAAUGGGCUCCAUUCUGCAAAGCGUUUCUCAAUCUAGAAGGAUGUGCCGGUGGAGGACGUGAGCUACUCUUUCAAACUGGGCCCAACCAUCCGUGGCUAGUAGAUUAUUAUAAGAAGAGUGCCAAGCACCCAUUUGCCACCACAGUGGGCGAGGAGAUCUUUCAAACUGGGUCCAUGCCUUCUGAUACGGAUUUCGGUAUUCUGACUAAAUACGGUGGGCUUAUUGGUCUGGAUAUGGCUCAGAAUAUCAACGGCUACACCUAUCACACGAAGUACGAUACCUAUGAUAUUAUUCCAUCUAAUUCUGUUCAGAGUAUGGGUGAAAAUGUGCUCAGUGUGGUUCGCGCCUUAUCCAAUGCCACUGAACUGGAAAAUACUGCUGCUUAUGAGCAAGGACCCUCUGUAUUUUUUGACGUCUUGGGACUAUAUUUCGUGAACUACACCAAUAAAACUGGCAUAGUUCUAAACUUUUUUGUGGCCAUAUCAGCCUUACUUCUAAUCUACCUGUCCCUGGGGCGCAUGGCAAAUCAUUCCAAAGUGUCUACUAGUUUUAUGGUGUGCUGGUUCUUCCUAAUUUUAGUAGUACAGGUUGUCGCUGUUUCGCUUGCUAUUGGACUACCCAUAUUAAUUGCAAACUUUUUUGAUAAACACGGGCUGAGCCUAACAUACUUUAGCACGAAGGAGCUAAUGUUCGGCCUGUAUGUAUGCCCAAGUCUGUUUGGCCUGCUUUUGCCACCAUACAUUUUCUUAGACCUGCCGCGUCACAGCAAGACCUACUUUCGCCAACAACUGCAUAUGGUUGUUAAUGCGCACGCCUUUAUACUGGCGCUUUUGGUAAUCGGGUUGACGGUAUAUGGCCUGCGAAGCACCUACGUGUUAACCUGGACUCUCCUCUUCUACAUUAUUCCCCUGGCCAUCAACCUGAUAACCACCCUGCACGAUCAAGGAAUUUCGUGGACUGGAGCCGUAGUUAUCUUCCAACUUUUUUCGUUUUUGUACAACAGCUAUCUGUUGUAUACUCUCAUCCAGACAAUGAUUGCCAUGAUGGGACGCUUUGGCAGGUCAACCAACCCGGAUUUGGUUAUGUCUGCUAUAAACGCUUUGGGAACUGUCCUGGCAAUGGGCUUCUUGGCUCCUAUAGUAAUCAUAUUCCGUCGACCUGGCCUGAUCUUACUCACUCUGAUGACCGUGUUUGGAGUCAGCAUUUUCUUAGCCACAGUCACUCCCCUUGGUUUUCCCUAUAGGGCAGCAACCAACGUAGAGCGAGUUCCCUAUUUGCAUGUGCGACGUACUUUCUACGAAUACAAUGGCAAUGUUAGCAAAGAGGACUCCGGCUACCUAUUUAAUUUCCAGGAUCGUCGUGGACCCGCUCCUUUGGAAGGAACCAAUGUAAAUCUGACUGGUUUGGUGGGCAUUGCAACUGAAUGCGAGGAGCGUAUGAUGUGUGGACAACCACUUUACGAUCACCGAUGGGUUAAGAAUCGUCUAAAUGCCAUGUGGCUGCCUCGAGAGGAAUUGAUCGAUCCUCCGUAUGUGCCUAAGCUGCAGCUCCUAAGCAAAAUUAUCCAGUCUGACAAGACCACAGUGCGGUUCAAGUUCACGAUUAAUACUACGGAUCACACUAGUUUGUUCAUCCAACCAUAUGAGUUCGUGAACAUUACCAACUGGUCUUUUCCACUGGAAUACAUUGGUCAGCAAACUACCUACCAUGUUUACUUCUCCUAUGGCAAGGAUAACUCGCCAUUAUCCUUUUUUAUCGACCUAUCGAAAUCCAAUGGCGACUUCCGUGUUCCCCUAUUCCAGUUGGGCGUAUGCUCACACUUUAUUGGCAACAAGGGCGAUGAACUGAGCCAGAAAUUCGCCCAGUCCUUUCCGGACUAUGCCGUACUGAUUGAGUGGCCGACCUCAUAUCAACGAUUCAUUUUCUAAGAAAGCGUAACAUCUUAUAUAUACAUUUGAAUCGGAAAACCAGCCAUCUCAUCCAAUGUUACUAUCGAUACACUAAAACCAUAUAAUACACAAGCAUAUUAAAGAACACCAGCAAUACAAGUGCCAAUAAUACAAUUUUUUGUCCAUCUUCUCAGAACACCCCGUUUUUUUUUGUUGGAAAUUAUGGAAAAAUUGUAAUCUUAAUUAUAUGACUACGUCUGCAGAUAAGUGGAAAUCCCCGUGAUGUAUAUACAUAUUUCUAGAUUUUUUAUAUUACCAAGAUUAUUUACUCGUUUAAGUUAAUUAUGCCAAGAACAAUACAGAAAUACUUAAUAAAUAUACCAUCUUAAAAGAA